CCCGUCACAGUAGUAGCAAGUUUGCAAUAUUACUACUCCGAACGGUAAAACCUUGUCUGUACAAUUGUACUACCUCGAUCGUGCCAGCCUUCAGCACUCAGCAGCUUCGGUUCCUUUCAUCGCUGGAAACUGGUAUCGUUUCGUUCGUUUACUUGCUGGCUUGCUGCAAGCCUGCAAAUUGCGAUGUUCCGAUCCCUUAUCUCUUCUCAUGGGCAAUUGCCAAUUGGGCAUCACUCGGAGCACACGUUGCUCCGGAUCCACGGUGAUAGCCUCAUGGGCUCAUAGCCAGCCUCCACCUGGCACCCUUGCAUUUUUCUGCCUUCCCCUCAAAAGAACCCAAGUGCUUAAAUAAUAAAUACCCAAAAGCACUGUGCACUCCAUUUCUAGCACCACUCUGCACUUCACGCUCCUUCACGAGUCCCCCGAUGCCCGAGUCACCGGCAUCUCCGGGCAAGCCCCCCUCGCAGCCGGGAUCGCCGCUCAAUGCCGCCACUCCGUUCCCAGCGUCGGCUUUGCUGCGAGGCUCCGUGCUGCUCCUCGCCUUCCUCGUCCUCCAGCUCGUGCUCUUCUGGAACAUCCUCGGCUUCCCCAGCUCCCGCUUCCUCCCGGCGCCGGGCCACAGGAACACUACCUGGCCCAACGGCGCGGUCAACGGCGGCGCGUGCGAUGACGGGCUCAUCUACGUCUACGACCUCCCGUCGGAGUUCAACCACGACCUCGUCGACGACUGCGAGAGCCUGUGGCCCUGGUACUCGUUCUGCCCGUACCUAGCCAACGGCGGCUUCGGCGAGGCGGCCGCCACGCUGCCCGUCUUCUUCAACGUCACGCGGAACGUGUCGCUGCCCAGCUGGUACAACACCGACCAGUUCCAGCUCGAGGUCAUCAUCCACCGCCGCCUCCUCUCGCACAGGUGCCGCACCACCGACCCGUCGCUGGCCACCGCGUUCUACGUCCCGUUCUACGUCGGCCUCGACGUCGGCAGCCACCUGUGGGGGGACAACUCCACCGCUGCCGACCGCGACAGGGCGGGCUUGAGGCUGCUCCGGUGGCUCAACAACCAGACGUCCUUCCAGAGGUCCGGCGGCUGGGACCACUUCAUCACGCUGGGGCGCAUCACGUGGGACUUCCGCCGGUUCGGCGACGACGGGUGGGGCACCAACUUCGUGGUCCUCCCCGGGAUAGCCAACGUGACCCGCCUCGGCAUCGAGGCCGACCGGCUGGACCCCAUGGAAGUCGCCGUCCCGUACCCGACCGGCUUCCACCCGCGCACCGCCGCCGACGUGCGCGCGUGGCAGCGGCACGUGCUGUCCCUCAGGCGCAGCAAGCUCUUCGGCUUCGCCGGCGCGCCGCGCUCCGGGUUCCGGGACGACUUCAGGGAGGUGCUGCUGGAGGAGUGCGAGGACGCCGGGAGCGAGCACUGCCGUUCCGUGGACUGCCGCGGCACGCGGUGCACCGACAACGGCGCGGCGGUGCUGGAGCUGUUCCUGGACUCGAGCUUCUGCCUGCAGCCGCGCGGGGACAGCUUCACGCGGCGCUCGCUGUUCGACUGCAUGGUGGCCGGCGCCGUGCCGGUGCUGUUCUGGCGGCGCACCGCGUACGACCAGUACCGGUGGUACCUGCCGCCGGGGCCGGCGCGCGGCGAGGCCGAGGACGACGGGGAGUGGUCCGUGUUCAUCGACCGGCAGGCGCUGCGCGUGGGCAACGUGAGCGUGCGGGACAUCCUGGAGGGCCUCAGCGAGCGGCGAGUGCGGCGGAUGCGGGAGCGCGUGGUGGAGAUGAUCCCGCGGCUGGUGUACGCGUCGUCGCCCGACGGGCUCGGCGACGGCAUGGAGGACGCCCUCGAUGUGGCGCUGCGCGGCGUGCUGGAGCGGUUCCGCCGGCGCCGGGCGAGCACUGCGCCUCAAGGCUUUUCAGCAAAGCGCCCACCAGGCCGCUCCGUGGCACUGGCACGGCGUGUCGACAACAAAUCGACGCCGGCGCCGGCGCCUCCUUCUGACGGCAAAAAUGGAUCGGCAGCGGCGGUGAAUCAGAACGCCUCAGGAACAAAGCCGAGCUCUCCUGCUUCGUCGUACGUAAAACCCGUCGUGUCCAAAGCAUCGGCUUCAACUGGAAAGAGCUUGCAAAAAUCCUGAACUCUGAAGAGUGAAGAACUUGAAGCGUGGACAUAGAAUGCUGAAGGCAUUAUUUUCUUCACUCUGCUGCAUCUGCAUCUUGGAUCGCGGAUAGCUGAACAAGCUGGCAUGGGUGCGUUGUGCGUGACUGAGCCAGGGUCAACCGUAGCAGAGAGUGAGAUCCAGGGCGGCGACAGGCGAGCUGGUUCUUCCAGUGGAACGGGGAAGGGCCGAAGGGGGGGAACCACCGCCUACUUGUUGUUUCCUGCUGCCACACUUCCGCGCUAGACGCCUUGGUGUUAAUUGCCGUUGACCAAGUGGUAGAAUCUUUACAAGAUCUAGAAGGCGGGCGACGGCCGGACUUGGCACAGAUUUUGAUGACACUUGUACUACUUAAUAUAUUUAAAAAGUUAUAAAACAUUUAAAAUUUUUAACACUAAAUUUGACUACUCGUCUUUAUUCAAAAUCUGUGACAGCCCCACCGCUGUUUACCUUUCAACUUCAACUUUUUUAAAAUGCAUCAAUGACAAAAAAUUAUAGAAUACGCUUUGGUUGGGGGGGGGGGGGGGCUGGAGCCGCGGCAGCCCCACCGCUGGCUCCGUCAUUGAAGCCUUGGUGGAGAUUUCAUCAAUGGAUCUCCCACCGGCAGCAUGAAGAGAGCUGAUGAAGAAAUCGGUGACCUGAUCGCGACUGUCCUCUAUUGGCCUGGAGAUGCUAACAUCAUCUAGAGCCAAGAAUGUGUGGAGUUAGAAAAGGAUUGGGAAUUUUUUAGACCAUCAAAUUAUCGUCUUUUUUAUUUUUUUACCAUAAGGCUCAAAAAAGAGAAAUCUUUAUUUGUUCUACUCGAUCGUCAAAACCAGACAAUUUUGACUGUUUGAUUAACUUGAAGGUUGUUUGUGUUUGGUUUGACAACGAUAUAAGGUGGGAUGAUCUCGUUUAUGUUUAUUUAGGUUUUUAUCAUCAUUUUUAUAUUUGGUUGAGAGGAAUGUGUGUACUUUAGUUUUAUUUUUGGUUGAAUGGACAAAAAUGAUUUGACA
This is a messenger RNA of Sorghum bicolor (sorghum), 3148 nucleotides long. RefSeq names its product xyloglucan galactosyltransferase XLT2. Bases 426 to 2132 code for a protein of 568 amino acids. The record is from RefSeq and is a predicted model, not a curated record. The transcript is spliced from 2 exons. Gene Ontology annotation, biological process: xyloglucan biosynthetic process. Lineage: Eukaryota; Viridiplantae; Streptophyta; Magnoliopsida; Poales; Poaceae. Gene Ontology annotation, molecular function: galactosyltransferase activity.